CGCCCCCGGAAGUGUUCGAGGCUCCGCCGCUUCCGGCGUCCUUUACAUGGCCGCCGCCAGCCGGGGUACACACUGCCCAUAAUAGCCAGGGAGCCAUGGUGCUGCUCACCGCGCCGCUGAGGGUGCGCGCCCCGCCUCACACGAUCGCUUCUGGCGGGCUCCAGGACGUGCUGCAGUACGCCCGGCACUUUCGGGGAAGGAAGAAUCGAUGCUACCGGCUGGCUGUCAGGGCUGUGAACAGAGCCUUCGUGAAGUGUACCCAUGCCAGGAAACUAAAGAAGAAGAACUGAGAACACCUCUGGUCUGUGAUUAAUCGAAUUACAGCUGCUUCAGAACACGGCUUGAAGUACCCAUCAUUUAUCAGCAGUCUAAUCAAGUGUCAGGUGGAACUCAACAGGAAAGUCCUUGCUGACCUGGCUAUUUACGAACCCAAGACUUUUAAGUCUUUGGCUGCUCUGGCCAAGAGGAGGAGAGAAGAAGGCCUGGUAGCUGCCCUGGGGGACAAGAAGGAGCCGGUGGGGAUCUUCUCCCGGGUGGUGCAUUAUCAGUGAAGGUGCCAGGGCCAUGGCCACCACCACCAGGGCACUGCGCCCCAGGAAGGACGUGGGGUAACUCAGUUCCACCAAUAACAAAAUGUGCAGUCUAAGAGCCUCGCCGAGCUAGUCAAGUUCUUUCAUAAUCACGUCUUUUCACAUUUCAGGAGCUCAACAGCCCGGGAAGGGAGCUGGGCUUUGACCAGGUGGGAGGAUGGGGGGAACCCUUUUUAUACCAGAAACCUGGAAGGAUUCAUUCAGUGUGUCUUCUCUUAAACAAGGGACAAAUUUAAAAAAUGUAUUCUGGAAGAGAUUAUAAAAUAAAGCUUUUGUAACAUA
This is a messenger RNA of Dromiciops gliroides (monito del monte), 872 nucleotides long. It is a transcript of the gene MRPL20, whose product is annotated as mitochondrial ribosomal protein L20. Gene Ontology annotation, biological process: translation; ribosomal large subunit assembly. Gene Ontology annotation, cellular component: ribosome. Gene Ontology annotation, molecular function: structural constituent of ribosome; rRNA binding. NCBI's taxonomy places the organism in Eukaryota, Metazoa, Chordata, Mammalia, Microbiotheria, Microbiotheriidae. The record is from RefSeq and is a predicted model, not a curated record.